AUGACAUUGCACAAUGUGAAACGACAGGAUCUGGCUGUCGGGUAUUAUAAGCAUAUUCCCGCUCCUGAUACAACCUAUAGUUCGAGCCAAGGCCUGCUCUCACAGUCAAUGCCAAUGUUAGCUCUAUUUUUGAGAAACAAGUUUCUCGCAUGGUUCUCGGUGGUUACUGCGUGGCAUUCCUUUCUAACUAGUGAUCCCAAUGCAUCGUCGUCGGCUACCUCUAGUGGUGAUCUCGGUCCAGUUAUGAAAAUCGUCAUGGGAUUGAUGUCUGUGGUGGUUUGUUAUAUGGGAUUGGUGUUUCCCCAAACUGUGCCUGCAUCGCCUGCAAUGAAGACGGACUAA
This is a messenger RNA of Eremothecium cymbalariae DBVPG#7215, 342 nucleotides long. RefSeq lists its product as uncharacterized. The record is from RefSeq and is a predicted model, not a curated record. Gene Ontology annotation, cellular component: endoplasmic reticulum membrane. Gene Ontology annotation, biological process: protein insertion into ER membrane. NCBI's taxonomy places the organism in Eukaryota, Fungi, Ascomycota, Saccharomycetes, Saccharomycetales, Saccharomycetaceae. The coding region runs from base 1 to 342 and encodes 113 amino acids. Gene Ontology annotation, molecular function: protein folding chaperone. The transcript has 2 exons.